Guillardia theta CCMP2712 is the source of this 1932-nucleotide messenger RNA. RefSeq lists its product as hypothetical. Gene Ontology annotation, biological process: cell adhesion. Gene Ontology annotation, molecular function: structural molecule activity. The record is from RefSeq and is a predicted model, not a curated record. Lineage: Eukaryota; Cryptophyceae; Pyrenomonadales; Geminigeraceae. Gene Ontology annotation, cellular component: actin cytoskeleton. The transcript is spliced from 2 exons. Bases 1 to 1932 code for a protein of 643 amino acids.
AUGCUGCCGAGCAGGAAACGAAGCAGGACGGGUAGCCAUCAGGACAGCCUCGCAGGCGCUCUGCCCGGGGAUGAAGCGAGCGAUGCCAUCAUCAUCUCCGACGGUGAGGACGAGGAGCUCGGCAUGGAAGAGCUCAAGCUAGAGAUCCUUCAACUCGAGCAGAGGCUUGAAGAUCAAACCAAGAAGACAAAGCAGUACCAGAUCGAGUCGGUCAGGUAUCAUGAGCUGCUGCUCAAGUGCCGGCGCACCGCCCAGUCCGCCCUCCACAAGCAAGCCGCUCAGUCGCAACUACACGCACAGGCGCUACAAGACGGCCUUGGAGAGGUACAGGACAUGGCCGGCGCGAUAGAAACGACCCAAAGCAAAGCCAAGGAGCAGAUUGACGAGCUGCGCAAGAGCCUUGAGGCUGAGAGGCAAGCCCAUGCUGCCGCCCAGCAAGCUCGCCAGCAAGCCAUCGACACCACCAGGGACCUCGAGGCCUGCAUACAGAAACUGCAGACGGAGCUAAGCCGUGAACGAGAGACACGCAUGGAGCUGGAGGCUCAAGCUGCACAGCAGCAGCAGCAGCAGCAGCAGCAGCAGCAGCAGCAGCGCCUCACAGCGCUUCAAGCCAGCCUCGCACGCGAGCAGACAAAGCGGGCAGAUGCUCAGGCUGCUCUGCAGGAAGAGAAGACGCUCAACAAACAGUUGUCGGAGAUGAUAGCAAGGCUCAAGGAUGACCUUCAUGCGAGGCAGCAGGAGCUGUCGCAGCUCCAUCCCCGUACAAGGCAACAACACAGCGAGCAGCAGCAGAGGACAGCUCCCGAGACAGCCAUGCGGCAGAUGCACGGCAUGGCGCUCCAAGACGGCAUGAUUGCUCAAGAGAGUCAUCUGGCCGUCCCUCCAGCCCAGAGCGGAGCAUCCCCAAGCUCCAGAGCUGACCUCCCAGUCGCCAGGCCGUACGCACGGCCCGCCCGUGACCCGCGGCUGGCGAAGCCCCAGGCACCUGGGCCAGAGCCUGCAAGCUGCAUCUUCAGCGAGGCGUACGUGGGCCUCAAGGGCAAGCCAGGCAAGCACAUGGACCCUCGCUAUCACGGUUGGCUGCCGUAUGAUGACGCCUUCGAGAUCAAAGACAGCUUGACUGUGCUCUGUGACGGGGUAGGAGAGGGAGGCUAUCGGUCAGGGAUCUUUGCGAGGAAGCUUGUAGAGAGCAUGGCAAGGCCUGUCAACAUGGACGGCGAUCUCUUUGAAAAGCUUGAGUACUGCAUCCAGAGGAUGCGCAUGCCUCAGACCUCUGGCUGUCACGAAAUCGCGUCUUCGACUGUGGUAGCGCUUCGGCUCACACCGGGAAGAGGCAGGGACGAGAUCAUGAUCGAUGCUCUCGAGCUGGGCGACAGCCAGUGGGCGCUGCUGACCUUGGACGCUUCUCCACGCAGGGUUCGCUGCGACUACCUGUCGCCCCCUCGCUUCCAUUCUCCGCGGGUCAACGGCGAGAGACCUCCGUACCAGGCGGGGAUGGACCAAGGGCACAUGCGGCAGUACAGAGACAGGAAGAACGAGAUCUUGCAGCAGAGGUGUGCGCGAUCAGGCGACAUCAUCGUGGCAGGAAGCGACGGCUUCUGGGAGAACCUGGGCUCAGACGACCGCGCGAGAAGAUCGGCGUUGGAGACCAUGUCGGAGGAGGUACUCGGUGACUUCGGGGACGGGGCCCUCGUCGAGCGGCUUGGAGGAAGGCUGCGGGAGAGGACGGAGAAUAGGAUGGAUAGGUCGAUGAUAGGGAAGAAGGACGAUCUGACAGUGAUCGUGUCUCGCAUGUGUCGAGGGCAGCAGCAGAGAGGGGUUGAGGUCCGCAUGGAGGGGCUUUGCGAGGGCGGCUGUGACAUAAACCUCGUCAACGAGGUCACAAGGGGGAUCGUCAAGUACCGUGCAGUGGGGCCCGCCGCGCGCAACUGA